This is a messenger RNA of Prinia subflava (tawny-flanked prinia), 780 nucleotides long. RefSeq names its product C-signal-like. Bases 1 to 780 code for a protein of 259 amino acids. Gene Ontology annotation, cellular component: cytoplasm. Gene Ontology annotation, molecular function: oxidoreductase activity. Lineage: Eukaryota; Metazoa; Chordata; Aves; Passeriformes; Cisticolidae. The transcript is spliced from 6 exons. The record is from RefSeq and is a predicted model, not a curated record.
AUGGCAGAGCUCUGUGUCCGCUCCGUUCUGGUGACUGGGGCCAACCGGGGUCUCGGCCUGGGGUUUGUCCAGCAUUUCCUGAGGAUGUCGAAGCCACCACAGUGGAUCUUUGCAGGCUGUCGGGACCCCAAGGGACAGAGAGCACAGGAGUUACAGAAUUUGGCUUCCAAGCACCCCAACAUCAUCAUCGUCCCUCUUGAAGUCGCCAACCCUGCCAGCAUCAAGGCAACUGCAGCCAAGGUUGGGGAGCACCUGGGGGGCUCUGGGCUGAACCUCCUCAUCAACAACGCUGGAAUGGCAAAGCCAAAAUCCCUUGAUAAUGAGACUCUGGAGACUAUGACCCAGGUUUACACCACUAAUACUGUUGGACCCCUGCUGAUGGGCCAGGCAUUCCUGCCCUUGCUGAAGAAGGCUGCCCAGGGGAGCCCAGGCUCAGGGCUGAGCUGCAGCAAGGCUGCCAUUGUCAACAUGUCCAGCUAUGCAGGCUCCAUUCAGGAUAUGUACGUAUGGGAUUAUGGACAAGUUGUCUCGUACCGCUGCAGCAAGGCUGCUCUGAACAUGCUGAGUAAGUGCCAGUCCCUGACGUACAAGGAGCACGGCAUCCUCUGCGUCGCUCUCCACCCCGGCUGGGUGCAAACCGAGAUGGGGGCUGCAGGUUCACUUAAGCCUCCCCUAACAGUGGAUGAGAGCGUGCAAGGGAUGCUGAAGGUGCUGUCCUCCAUCUCUGAGAAGGAGACUGGGACCUUCCUGGACUGGGAAGGGAAGGUCAUACCCUGGUGA